GCGCGAUUAUUUACAAAUAUAUUUUCCAUUCUUUUCAUAUUGUUUGCUUGCUUUUAUUGAUUUGAUGUUUGAGUGCGCACUAGCCUAUGGCACCUGCUCACGCGAGCGCGUGCAACCCCGCGAUCUUUUUUGAAUGUGGAAUGUUAGUCAACCAGCGUCAUGGGGUGUGCAUUUUUCAAGUACCUUAAAAAUAUAUUCUGCGCAAAAACGCCGGACGAGUCUCGUUUGGUGCCGGAGACCAAAAAGGAAUACUCAUGGGACAAGAAAUCGAAAGUCAAUCCAAAAGACUUUACUAUAGAAAACGUGGUCGAUGCCGAAGUGGUGCGAGAGCCAAAUUCAGUCAACGGCCGACAAAUGAUUAUUCAAAAUUGCAAGGGUUCGAAAAUUCUGGUCCUCGACCAUUGCAAUUCAGUUACCAUCGACGACUGUUCCGACUGCCAAAUUAUUUUGGGGCCCAUGAGCGGAAGCUUGUUCAUUCGAGGAUCAGAAAAUUUGAGUCUAGUGGCGAUUUGCGGGCAGUUUAGAGCUCGCGAUUGCCGAAACGUCACGUCUUUCUUAUGCUGCACGACGCAGCCAUCGAUAGAGGCUUGCUCAAGAUUUGAAUUCGGUUGCGCCCUGAUCCAGUAUAAAAAUUUGAAAGAUCAAGUUAAAGAUUCAGGUUUGAGCGUGUUCAACAACCAGUGGAGCCUGGUUUACGAUUUUACGCCCGUGCCAUCGGAGGGACCAAACUGGCAAAUCGUCUCGUCUGAGAAUAUUACAAAUUGGAUUACAGUUGGGAGCGAAAAUAUAAAUCAAUUUGAACUGGUGAUAGGCGAAAGAACAAAAUCUGAUGUUCCAUUAACGCUUGGAUAUGAUAGUGGAAAUAAAGAGCACAGUCUCGUUGCUAUUGCCGAGUGCUGCAAUCAGUUGCAGGUUGCUUCAGAAUUUAUCUCUGUUCUAAAUCAAGAGGAAAAUCUUUUUAUCGUCAAAACGACGGAAUCAAAGAUUGAAAAAGAGGAAAUAGUGAAGGUACUGCCUAAAUUUUCUAGCAAGGGUGAGGUGGUUAAUAUAAUCGCAAUUCAUCUGGUGGGAGGUGAAUCCCGAAGGAAAUGCACACAGAUUGCAGAUCUAGUGGGCAGAAAAUUUGACAGCCUUGAACAUUUGCACAUUAGCGAUUGUAGCGCUCAUGCAAGUAAACUUGUGAAAACUUUCAUGUCAAACGGAUGAAUCAACUUUCCACAGUAAAUCUGUGACAUCUGCGUUUUUUUGCAAUACAAAAGAAAAACAAUAUAUAAAAAAAAGGAUUAAAUUAAUUUUGAAAAAAAAAAUAUAAUUUUCCUAAUAUCACUACAUAUUUCCUAAACAAAGUCUUCGGGAUAGAUAAGUUUUUUUCUAAUGGCGAUCAACAAUUAAAGGUGAGAUUAAAGUAUAAAAAGGUUAUGUACAACUUGAGAUUUUUAAUAACUUUUCAUGGUCGUGGCACAUUUUGUCUCAUCGUAAGGCAGAGAUUUUGGUAGAACAAAAAACACGGUUUUGGUGAAUAAAAAUUCCAAAAUUUCCCUACUUACUCCCCGCGAUUGUUCAAGGGCAGCGAGCAGCGACCAACAACAAUACUGAGGCCAUGGAGUUUCCUCCUUAGAUGGCUUUUACCUUCAACUGCUUCAUCUUAGGAGCCUUCUUUUUCAUCUGGCGCUUGUUUUCCUUCUCUUCCCAACGACGCUGCUUCUCAGGGUCAUCCUCCUGCAAUUAAAUCACGCGCAACACCAGUUUAAUACAAAUGAAGAAAAUAU
Messenger RNA from Neocloeon triangulifer, 1769 nucleotides. Its product is annotated as protein XRP2-like. The record is from RefSeq and is a predicted model, not a curated record. NCBI's taxonomy places the organism in Eukaryota, Metazoa, Arthropoda, Insecta, Ephemeroptera, Baetidae. The coding region runs from base 160 to 1206 and encodes 348 amino acids. Gene Ontology annotation, cellular component: periciliary membrane compartment; cilium. Gene Ontology annotation, biological process: post-Golgi vesicle-mediated transport. The transcript has 7 exons. Gene Ontology annotation, molecular function: GTPase activator activity.